Diospyros lotus (date-plum) is the source of this 887-nucleotide messenger RNA. Its product is annotated as sm-like protein LSM3B. Gene Ontology annotation, cellular component: precatalytic spliceosome; Lsm1-7-Pat1 complex; U4/U6 x U5 tri-snRNP complex. Gene Ontology annotation, molecular function: RNA binding. Lineage: Eukaryota; Viridiplantae; Streptophyta; Magnoliopsida; Ericales; Ebenaceae. Gene Ontology annotation, biological process: mRNA splicing, via spliceosome; P-body assembly. Bases 202 to 495 code for a protein of 97 amino acids. The record is from RefSeq and is a predicted model, not a curated record. The transcript is spliced from 3 exons.
UCUUAGCUCCAUACAAAUAGCAGGUUUGAGUUUAGGGUUAGGGUUAGGGCCGACUCAACCAACAUAUCAAAUUGACAGAGCCAUUGCCAUACCCGACCGAAAGCAAAGGUGAGAGGGCGUGGAGUCUGAGAGAAGAGCAGAAAGUCCACCGAACCAAACCAAUUUCACAGAGAGAGAGAGAGAGAGAGAGAGAGAGAGAGGAUGGGCAGCGAAGAAGAGAGCGCAGUGAAAGAGCCGCUCGACCUCAUCAGGCUUAGCCUGGACGAGAGAAUCUACGUCAAGCUUCGUUCUGAUCGAGAGCUCCGCGGGAAACUUCACGCCUAUGACCAGCAUCUAAAUAUGAUACUUGGAGAUGUUGAAGAAAUUGUGACAACAGUGGAGAUUGAUGAUGAGACCUAUGAGGAGAUAGUUCGAACGAACAGGAGGACGAUCCCGUUUCUGUUUGUACGGGGAGACGGAGUAAUACUGGUUUCUCCGCCUCUGCGGACAGCUUAAUGGAGGGAAGAGUGCCUGUCUUUUGCCUCUUUGCAGGCAGUGUUGGACUUGACUAUAUAUAUAUAUAUAUCAGUGGGGGCUAUUAUUGCUUUCGGUUUGCAGUAUCAAGUGUGCUGUGACUGACUCAGAGGAGGCAGCAGCAGCAGCUACAAUUGAAAUUAGAAUGUGAUUGUGGUUGUUGCAGGGUAGAAGAACUACUUUGUAUCCUAAAAACAACAGUAGUGUUUGUUUCUGUAGUAAGAAGCCAAGCAAGCAGCCACAACUUGAAAGUGUAGUAAAUGUUCUUUCUUGUAUUUAUUAUAGGAGAUGACUUGAUCUAUUACACACUCCUGAUGCAACCCUAAACCCAUCACCCAUUUGAGAAUCUAUUUUACUGUGGUUUUUCAGUUCAA